CUUUGUUUAUAUUUUUAACAUUAAUUAUGGAGUUAUGGAUAAAAUAAUUUGAAAAUAAUCAUAUUUUGUUUGGUAGAUCAACAUAAAUAAGCGAAAUGUAAUAAUAGGUUAGAUUAAGUGGAAGAAUUAAUAAAUUUAAAAAUGAAUAAAAAGCAUAUUGCUGGAAAAGAGCACAUGCAGCGAAUUAAUUACCUUUAUCAGGCAAGUAAUCUAAUGAUAAAGAAGAAUUUACUAUCAACCCAUUAUUGUAACCUUGCCCUUAAUGUUGCCAAAAAGACUGUACAACGACUCGAUAUUUCAAUUAAGAGGACUAUUUGUAAAGGGUGUCACAAUUUACUUAUUUGUGGGGUUAAUGCUAAAGCAAGAAUACGAAAAAAACAUUUGCAAAUAGUCUGUUUUCAGUGUAAUACAGGGAAGAAGUAUAAUUUAAAAAACUACCAACCAAUAUGGACUGAAACUCUAGAGGCACAGGUAGAACAGAUCAACUACUAAUAAUUUGCUACAUAAAAGUACCCAAAGGACUGUAAAUAAUAAUGACCUUUUUCUUAGAAGUACAUUAAUUUGUGAAAUUUUAAUUUAAAAAAAGUUAUUUACA
This is a messenger RNA of Agrilus planipennis (emerald ash borer), 595 nucleotides long. It is a transcript of the gene Rpp21, whose product is annotated as ribonuclease P protein subunit rpr2. The transcript is spliced from 3 exons. Gene Ontology annotation, cellular component: nucleolar ribonuclease P complex. Bases 142 to 492 code for a protein of 116 amino acids. Gene Ontology annotation, biological process: tRNA 5'-leader removal. The record is from RefSeq and is a predicted model, not a curated record. Lineage: Eukaryota; Metazoa; Arthropoda; Insecta; Coleoptera; Buprestidae.